This is a messenger RNA of Dioscorea cayenensis subsp. rotundata (Guinea yam), 2274 nucleotides long. Its product is annotated as probable aspartyl protease At4g16563. The record is from RefSeq and is a predicted model, not a curated record. Gene Ontology annotation, biological process: proteolysis. The coding region runs from base 362 to 1819 and encodes 485 amino acids. Lineage: Eukaryota; Viridiplantae; Streptophyta; Magnoliopsida; Dioscoreales; Dioscoreaceae. Gene Ontology annotation, cellular component: extracellular region. Gene Ontology annotation, molecular function: aspartic-type endopeptidase activity. The transcript is spliced from 2 exons.
GGACCGUGCUUGACCAGAACAACGCCGACAUUACGGACAGCUGUUCUCACUACUGCUGCCAUGGAACCACUCAAAAAGCUGCACUGUGUUUAUGCAAGUCAGUCAACUGUGCCAUUUCAUCCUGUUUAGCAAGUAAUUAUUAAUUAGUCUGCCCUGUCCCAUUGAAUUCAAACACAUUGAAGUGGUGGCGUAAACUCGCUGCCCAUGCCCCAGUGCCCUCACACUUUUAAUCCUGUCUUAAAAAUUCACCCAGUGACACCCAGAACCUUCCCCCCUUGUGCCCUCACCCACUCUUCUGAAAAACCCUUCAUAAACCCAAAGCAAAAGCAUCCCCCCUCAUCUCUUCUGGGAAAUUCAAAAAAUGGCUUCUUUUCUUCUCCGACUCUUUCUCCUUCUCUUCACCAGCUUAAUCUCUUUACCUUACUCUUCUCCACAUGAACAGCAGCAGCAGCAGCAGCAGCAGCUCUUCUUCCCUCUAUCGCACUCCCUCGCCAACUCCCACAACACUAGUGUCCACCACCUACUUAAGUUAUCCGCCCACCGCUCCAACAGCCGUGUCCAGCGCCACCGUCGGCCACGACAGGUGUCACUCCCUCUUACUUCCGGCAGUGACUACACUCUAUCCUUAUCCCUUCCACCGAGCCCUGCCGUGCCACUGUACAUGGACACAGGCAGUGACCUUGUGUGGCUCCCCUGUGCCCCUUUCGAAUGCAUCCUCUGUGAAAACAAACCCAAACCCACAACUCCUCCCGUGUCCCUACCUCCUUCUUCUCGGCCCGUCCCCUGCCACUCCCAUCUCUGCUCCGCCGCUCACUCCUCUCUCCCCUCCUCUGACCUCUGCGCCAUCGCCUCCUGCCCUCUCGACUCCAUCGAGACUUCCUCUUGCUCCUCCUCUCCCUGUCCCCGCUUCUACUACGCUUAUGGCGAUGGCAGCCUCAUCGCCUCUCUUCACCAUGCCCACGUUUCUCUCUCAUCUCUCCUCCUUCCCAACUUCACUUUCGCCUGCGCCCACUCCACUCUCGCUGAGCCCGUUGGCGUCGCUGGCUUUGGCCGCGGUCCUUUAUCUCUCCCCGCUCAACUCGCCACUCUCCAUCCUUCUUUAGCAUCUCGCUUCUCCUACUGCCUCGUCUCUCACUCCUUCCGACCUGAUCGUCUCCUCCACCCCAGCCCACUCAUCCUUGGUCGCUCUUCUUCUCCCGACACCUCCUCUCUCUCCUCCUCUUCUUCUUCUUCUUUUGUCUUCGCACCUUUGCUCCACAACCCAAAGCACCCUUACCUCUACUCUCUCGCCUUGGAUUCCAUCUCCAUUGGCCGCUCCACUAUAAAAUCACCAUCCAGUUUAACAUCCAUUGAUCAUAGAGGCAACGGCGGCAUGGCUGUUGACUCCGGAACGACAUUCACCAUGCUCCCUACCUCGAUGUAUUCCAGCCUCACCGACGAGUUCCAACGCCAGAUGACCGCGAACGGGUUCGCCCGCGCGCCGGAAGUCGAGGCGGAGACCGGGCUGGGCCCAUGUUACCACUACCACGGGGGAAACGAGACCAAGCGAGUGCCGUUGAUGGAACUCCACUUCGCGGGCAACGCCAAGGUGGCACUCCCGACGAGGAACUAUUUCAUGGGGUGGCAGCGGGAGCUGAAAGGUGUGGGUUGCCUGAUGGUAAUGGACGGUGGGGAUGAGUCCGAGGGUGGCCCCGCUGGGACACUUGGCAACUUCCAGCAGCAAGGGAUGGAGGUUGUUUACGAUCUCGAGGACCGCCGCAUCGGCUUCGCCCGCCGCCACUGCGCCGCCUUGUGGGACUCGCUCUCACGCGGCGGCUGAUGCCGAUUUGUCCACGUGUUUGUGUUGACUUUGGUCGUGAUGUCGGGACCACACGUGCGGGCAGCCGAGGUUGUGAAUACUACUAGUAUGGGAAUAUGGGAAUAUGGCAUGGAUGAUGUUGUUCACCAUGUAAUUACAACGAGUUCAAGGGGGUCUGUGUCUAAAAAGUGAAAUAAACCACACAAAGAAAAUGUAAAAAAUAUAUAUAUAUAUAUAUAUAUUGCGAAGGAAUACCUUUUUGCAAUACAAUGAUGAAAACAAUGAAUUUAAAUUUGCAAAUAAUGGUUGUGCUGCUGCUGCUAGCCUGCUAUUGAGGAGACAAGAUGAGAUAAGGAGACCAGCUUGGCCUGAUCGGUAAUAGUGUAAUUUUAGUUGAGUGAGUGAACACGGGCCUUGGUCCACUCUUCAAUUAAUCGCUGGACAAAAACCUGUAUUUAUUUAUCCCAAAAAAAAAA